Leptinotarsa decemlineata (Colorado potato beetle) is the source of this 2163-nucleotide messenger RNA. Its product is annotated as nuclear cyclophilin protein Moca-cyp. The record is from RefSeq and is a predicted model, not a curated record. Lineage: Eukaryota; Metazoa; Arthropoda; Insecta; Coleoptera; Chrysomelidae. Gene Ontology annotation, molecular function: cyclosporin A binding; peptidyl-prolyl cis-trans isomerase activity. Gene Ontology annotation, cellular component: mitochondrion; cytoplasm. Gene Ontology annotation, biological process: protein peptidyl-prolyl isomerization; protein folding.
UACGACGCAACCGGCCCCUCAUCUGGACAAUGUUCAUGUGGUUUUUGGAAGAGUUGUAAGUGGAGUUGAUGUAGUUAGACAAAUAGAGGCGCUUCCAGUCGAUGCAAAUAGUAGACCAUUACAAGAUACUAAGAUUGUAAAAUGCGGAGAACUAAUUAAGCAAGUUAGAGCUAAGAAGGAUAAAAAGAAGAGUUCCAAUGGGGAACAUGAAGAGGAAGAUAGGAAGCCGAAAAAAAAAAAUAAGAAGGAGAAGAAAAAAGAUAAAGACAAAAAACAUAACAAUAAACAUUGUGCAAAGUCUGAUGAAGAAGAGGGGGAAGUCAUAGAACCUCAUCCCUUAGUUACUGUCACAAAUAUCAAUCUAGAAGAUAUACCUGAAGUUCCAAAAAAUAAGUUUUUGAUGAGAGGUGGCGAUAAAAAAGAAAAUGAAAAGGAUGAGAGGAAACAUGUCAAGAAAGAUACUGAAAGAGAGAAAGGGGUUCAUGACCGGGUUAGGAGGGAGUGGGGUGGUAGCUAUAGUAGACGAGGUAGACCUAUGACAACCAAGAGUGGUAGAAUGAUCAAGGGACGAGGAAAGUUUAGAUUCAGAACUCCAUCCAGAAGCCGAUCAAGAAGUGUAACUCCUAUUCAUUGGCGUAAAGAAGAAUCAAGAGUGAUUAAACUUUCAGAGUUUGAAAAAUUAGAAGCCGAGCGUAAACGUCUCGAACUCAAGAAGACUACUAAGGGGAACCGAAAACUUUCUCAAGAAAGAAGUGGUACUCCGGACAUUUCUAGCAAUAAGUCCUUCACUCCGCAAAUGAAGUGUCCCAAAGACAAAGGGGUUGAUUACAAUGCUCUCGAUUACGAGGGUCAAAGUGAAGAAGAAAAUGAUGUAACUAAAAAAUUAAUACCCAGUUUGGUACAAUAUCCAUUGCCAGGAGCUUACAACGCGUUUAAAACAGAGGAGGAAGUUCAUAAUGAGAUGAAACUGGUUGAACAAGAGCAUCGCGAAACUGAAGCUAUCAAUAAGCGAUCAGAUUUUCUAGCUAUGGCUUUAGGUGUUCAGAUAAAGACUGGUGAAGACCCUCUGACUGGUGAAAUGAAAAUGAGUGGUUUCAAUAAACAGCAGCAAAAUAGAAACAGUAAGUUUGCAUCCAAUAACCGUUUUACUAAGGUCAGUAUGCGCCUUCUGAAACUGGCAGGGCACGAAAAUGUUCAAUUGCCACCACAACUUCCAAGCAAAAUUGAGGAAAAACGGGGAAGAAAUAAAUUUGAGACUGAAAAGCCUGUACAAAGUGAAAAUCGUACUCAUAGAAACGGCAGAUUUGAAAAAGUCAAACGAAGAAAUGAUAGGGACCAGAAGGUAGAAUGUAGAAAAGUUGAAAGCCGUUUGGAGGAUCAUCGCAAGAUAUGUAGAGAAAAUGAACGGCGAUUAGAACAUAAUCGUAAACUAGAUAAAAGGGACAUAGAAGCAAAAGAUACAGAUAGAACAGGCAGGGAAAGAGAAAGAGGAAGACGACGAACACCAAGAAGGUCAAGAUCUAAGAAGAGAUGUCACAAAUCACAUUCUCGCUCGAGAAGGUCUAAAAGUAAUGAAAGAUCGAGAAAACGAUCUAGAUCUGAAACGAAAGAGGCCACACCUAAAAGUCAACAGGAAAAAGAAAAGGAACCUAUUUUACGAAUUGACAGAGACGCAGAAGAUAAAUAUAGAAAGUUACUGAUAUUGAGAAAAAAGAUGGAAUUGUUGGAACUGAAGAAACAAGAAGAACAGAGAUUAAUGGAAGAAAAACAGAGAAAAGCAAAAGAAGAAAGUGAAAUGUUGGAAAAAGCUAAAAAAGCGAAAAGAGAAGCAUUUGAGAAAGAAAAAUUGCUGAAAACUUAUAAAGUUCUGCGUGAAUUAGAUGGAAAGAAAGAUUCAAAAUCCAAAAAGAGAUUCAGCUCAACAAGUAGUAGCAGUAGUUCUGACAGUGAUCACUCAAGGGGGCGUAAAAGAAGAUCCAGAUCCAGAUCUAACAAGAGAAAGAGGUCUUCGAGUGGUUCAAGAAGUAAAUCAAGGGAAAAACAUUAUUCAUCAAGAAGACACCGUAGAUAAUUUUGAAUGUUCAUAAACGUUGUUUCCAGUUUAUUGAUCCAUAUAUAAGAUGUAUAAGUUUAAAUUUUCAAUAAAAGUGAUCUACUUCAUUA